Messenger RNA from Girardinichthys multiradiatus, 2280 nucleotides. Its product is annotated as high affinity cGMP-specific 3',5'-cyclic phosphodiesterase 9A. Gene Ontology annotation, biological process: cGMP catabolic process. NCBI's taxonomy places the organism in Eukaryota, Metazoa, Chordata, Actinopteri, Cyprinodontiformes, Goodeidae. The coding region runs from base 180 to 1985 and encodes 601 amino acids. Gene Ontology annotation, molecular function: 3',5'-cyclic-GMP phosphodiesterase activity. The record is from RefSeq and is a predicted model, not a curated record. The transcript is spliced from 14 exons.
UCAAUGUUCACUGACGAUCUGAACAUACUUUAUAAUUCAUUACAUCACCUGCAUGUCGAAUUAUUUGCAAAUUUAGGUCACUGGUUUUGCAUUUUAAAUCAAAAUAAAUACAAAUAAUACAAAUAAGGUUAAGGAUAUACCUGAAGAUAACCAAUAAAAUAUGUAGAAAUAAACAAUAAAUGGACAACAGAACAUGUAACAAUAAAAACAGGUAUUUAACUCUUUCAUUUUUUAGUUGCUGUGAGGAAUGGAGGAGAGGAGGGGGAGGGGGAGAGGAUAAAAACAAAAGAGAUGGAGUGUUUCUCUGUGGAAUAAUGAGGGAAGCAAUCAUUAGAAGUAGAUCAGACGCUCACACAGCUACUGCAUCAUAUCAACUCAUCGACAUGGCAUCAAAAAUUAUUUACUUCACUGUGAACGGGAUCCCUGAGCGGGCCGAGUUCCCAGGAGACUGUCCAGCUCAGGACCUCAAAGAUCUGUUCCGCUCUGCAGCAGAGGCCGGACCCCAUGACAUUCUGAAACUGUAUAACCCCAAAGGGAACAUCAUCAACAUCUCCCCAAGCCUGGAACCCAACAGUCCCACCUCCUGCUACAAGCUGGAGGUGGUAGCUGCUGACUACAACAGUGAGCCGUUAGGCGCAGAGCUCACUGGUGCACUCGGAUUCAAUCUCUCAUCCAUGGAAAAAAGACUGCAGGGCCUGGAGAAGAAAAUCCUCUUUGAGGCCGGAGAGACGCCUGUAGUCGUGUAUGAGAUGAAGAAGCAGGUGGAUUCUUUCCGGGAGAAGUUGGAGAAUGUUGAGCAUCUAAGCUGGCUGGGCUUCUUCAAAAACCUUUCAGAAGGACCUAACAAGCUGUCCCCAUUCUACCACAAGAGAACCUUACAUAAGACCAGGGAGGAGUGUGAACACGUUCGGGAGAAGUUCUUGCAGACGAGCUCUCUGGAGGUCUCGGAGGAAUUGAGGCAGUACCUGAAGACCCCGACCUUUGAUAACUGGCAGUGGGAGGACGCAGAGAUCAUGGUUCUCCUGCAGGUCAUGUACACAGAUUUAGAUUUUAUUGCCACCUUCAACAUCGAGCCUGAAGUUCUGCAACAGUUCCUGUUCGAGGCGUACCGACAUUACAACAACAUCCCGUUUCACAACUUCAAACACUGCUUCUGCGUCACCCAGAUGAUGUACGGUUUGAUCUGGCUGACUGACCUGAAGAGUAAAAUGGAGAACAUCGACCUACUGAUCAUGCUGACGUCUGCCGUAUGCCACGACCUCGACCACACUGGAUACAACAAUGCAUAUCAGAUAAAUGCCCAAACUGAACUCGCUCUGCGAUAUAACGACAUCUCUCCACUGGAAAACCACCACUGUGCUGUAGCUUUUGAGAUUCUGGAGACGAGAGAGAGCAACAUCUUCAGGAACCUGUCCUCGGAUCAGUACAAACGGAUAAGGGAGGGAAUAAUCAAAUGCAUUCUGGCCACCGACAUGACGAGGCACAACGAGAUUCUUAACAAGUUCAAGUCCAUCCUGUCUGGUUUUGACUUCACCAACAAGGAGCACAAAGACCUGCUCAUGAUGGUCCUGAUCAAAGUGAGCGACAUUUCCAACGAAGCCCGGCCCAUGGAGGUGGCCGAGCCCUGGUUAGACUGUCUGUUACAGGAAUUCUUCAACCAGAGUGACAUGGAGAAGUUGGAGGGUCUUCCAGUCAGUCCCUUCAUGGACAGAGACAAAGUAACUAAACCUUCAUCUCAAAUCGGCUUCAUCAGAUUCGUCCUUCUGCCACUUUUCAUUGAGCUCGCCAACCUCUUCCCCUGCCUGGAGCAACACAUUAUCGACCCAGUGCGAAAAGCCCUCGACUAUUACACUGAGAUGGAGAAAGCUCUGGACAAAGAGAAACAGAACUGGUCUCAGAGUGAGAGUGGAGCCAAGAACAAGGAGGCAGCUGAUCUUCAACCAGAAGCCUCAAAACCAGAGACACAGUCACCCACAGUUGGCUGAUGACACCUGAACACCACAGACUUUAUACAACCUGUUAGAAGACCUUAGGUGAAGUUGUUUUAAAUUUUGUAAAAACAUCUAGAUUUUUAUUUUGUUUCUUUGUUCAACUAAACAUAAACACUGUAUGAUUAUUUUAAGGAAGAACGUUUAACAAGAGUUGGCAUUUAAUCCUAGCCUUAAAAGUAGACAGGGUGUCUGCCUCACGGACUAAAACUGGGAGCUGGUUCCACAGGAGAGGAGCCUGAUAACUAAAGGAUCUGCCUCCCAUUCUACUUCUAGAGACUCUAGGAACCAC